AUGUUCAUGCUUGGAGGGGGUACUGUUUCUUGGAAAACAAAGAAAUAUGUGGUGGCAUUGUCCAUCAUGGAAGUAGAGUACGUGGCGUAUUGUUUGGCGGCCAAUGAGGCAAUUAAGAAGUUUCUUAAUCGACUUGAUUUUCACCCCGUACAUUGUGAAGCAGUAAGAUUAGAGAAGGUAAAUGUAAAGAGCAUAAGGAACAUAGCUAGGAAAUUGGGAACUGUUGUUUGCCUUGGAGGUGCUGUGGUUUUGAGAUUCAUCAAAGGCCCUUCCAUUGACUUCGUUAAACACCUCAAAACACCAAAAUUUCUCUAUGAUAUCUUAUUUCCUAAUUCCUCUGUUGUCUCAAAAAGUAACUGGACUUUGGGACUUAUUUUUCUUGUACUAAGUGAUGUUGGUUAUUUGACAUGGGCUUUCAAGGUUUACCCAGCUCCUUUAUCCUUGACCGUGAUGAUUCUAUUUGUGGGUACCAUUCAGACUGACAUUAUUGUUGUUAUAUUUGACAGCAUCAAGAAGAAGGGUCCCAUCUUUGCAUCUGCAUUUAGCCCUUUAUGCAUUGUAAUUGUUGCUGUCAUGGAGCCCAUUCUUCUUAAACUAGAUAUUUAUGUUGGAAGUAUUGUGAGAAUCGUUAUGGUGAUAUGUGGGCUCUAUUCUUUGUUCUGGGGCAAGGCCAAAGAUAAAGAGGAUGAAUCGCACUUUGAUGGAGUGAGCAAGAAGUAUGUUGACCCAUGCCAGAUUGGAGAAAGAGCUAUGGGUCGAAGCUGUGAUGAUGACUUGUUAUCUCAUCAGUUGAUCACUUUCGACGACUUUGGGGGAGAAAAAACCCCAAGAGUUUUGUAUGUUGAUGAUAUGCUUUUAGCAUGCAAGGAUAAGGCUAGGAUUGAUGAGCUCAAGGCAUCUUUAAGCAAGAGUUUUGAAAUGAAAGGAUCUCGAUCCGGCAAAGCAAAUACUUAG
Messenger RNA from Amborella trichopoda, 954 nucleotides. The record is from RefSeq and is a predicted model, not a curated record. Lineage: Eukaryota; Viridiplantae; Streptophyta; Magnoliopsida; Amborellales; Amborellaceae.